This is a messenger RNA of Adineta ricciae, 3087 nucleotides long. Lineage: Eukaryota; Metazoa; Rotifera; Eurotatoria; Adinetida; Adinetidae. The record is from the annotation of a GenBank genome assembly.
AUGACUACACAUGAGGAUAAUGAUGUGAAAUCCACUCUGGAAGCCAAUGGUACGGUAUCCUACAAGCGCCUUGAUGGUCAAUCGACGCCCAGCACAUAUUCGUCCAUAGUGCUAAGCAAUUGCAGUAGUGAAGAAGACAAUGACGAUGAAAAUGAAAGGCCCACGUUAAAAUGGAAAAGAAAACGAUUUUUGAAUAAUGCAUCUCCAUUGGGAAAAAAAGAAUCGAUUGAACAAAUUCCGAACGGAAGUGGUGCUCUCGAUAAGUACACAAUGUCUUCUGAAGAUAAUAUUGCAACAUCAUUCGAUGAUGAAUCACGAUCAUUGCCAUCAAGGCGGUUGCCACCAAUUCCUGCUGAUAAAUUACAUCGAAGAAAUCCACAUAUAGUCAGACAAGAACUUCGCAUGCUCGAUGAUCUUGUUCCGGAUGGCGAUUUAGUUGAUAUACAUCUAACUGAAAUGCCCGGUCUUCAAAAUACAGAUCACUGGAAACGUAUUGCUGGUCGAGCGGUACAAUCCUCACCGCCUUUAUCUCGUCAGUAUUACCAAACAGUGAUAUCAACGAUUGAACUACCGGAUGGCCAAGUGCCACAGCCAUUGGGUUCCUAUCGGCGACCAGGUCGUACGGAUUCCGAACCAGUUGUAAAUACAGCACUGUGUCGAUUGCCUCGUCGGCGAUUUCUACUUGGUUCGUUCAUCGCUGUUGUCAUUGUUGCCAUUAUUGUUUCUGUUGUUCUCGCUGUUACUAUUGUUCGUCAGUCUACUUCAACGGCAACUGAGUAUUACGAAGGAAGUGUUUACGUUCGUGCGGAUUUCGAUCAAUCACUUCUCGAUCCGAGCUCAACAUUGGCAAAGAAUUAUAAGAGGGAAUUUUGUUCAUUGAUUGGAACGACACUCGCUGAUACACGAACGAAAUAUGCCAUCUUCUAUAGCACUUGUGUAGUAACUACUUUUCACAAUGGAAGUAUUAUCGCUGAUUUUGUUCUCGGUUUUACUCAAAAUCAAAAUGUAACAGGCCUGAGUGCAUUCCUCAAUCAAACAUUAGUCAACAAACGCUUAUUUGAUGGGAUAAUCUACUCGAUAGCAUUAAAUCUCACAGCAUUGAAUGAGAGCGAUACCGAUACAAAUUCCACGGAUAAUGGCCACCAUGAUCAACCUGUUCAAUCGACAUACAACGAAAAAUUCGCCAUGACAGAACAAAAUUCAGUCCAAGAAACUCAACAACAGCAGCUACAGCAACAGCCUGCACAUACAUCGUACACAACGGUGACUUAUACAACGCUUGAAAAAGGUUUGUCUAUAACUAUAUCUGAAACUAUCACAAUUACGAAUAAUAAUCUUGAUAAAUCACCAAUUAAUAAUAAAAAUUACGAAGUUAUUUUGAUACCGACAAUUGAAAAUGGAAAAACAGUUGUUGUUCCUACGGGUAAUAGCACAAACGAGAAAACUCUAUUACCUGCAGCAACUACAACCAUGACGAAUGUCAUUCCAAUGAAAUCUUCAUCUCAAAUUAAUCUUCUUCGGCCAAUCAAACCAAUUAGUGAUGCGAAUUUUGCUUAUAUCGAUGCGUCAAGCGAUGAUCGAACAUGUAGUUCAGGAGAUGAACUAGUUCAGUUUUCUUUGAUUUCUGUUUUCUAUCUUGUUAUUCUUUCAGCUACGUCCACUCUAGGAGAUAUGACUACUCGAGAUUCGACAACAACAGCGUCAACAACGUCACUUAGCGAUGGAACAUUAACAGAUUCGGCGUCUACUCUUGCAACUAAUUAUAUUUUACCAACUGCGUCGACAAAUCCACCAAAACUACAACCAAAUCGUCCUAUUCCGCCGAGCCGACCACCAGUCAAAAUUAAAAAUCAAAGUAGCGAAGACAGAUCAGACUAUCCUACACGGUUGAACUCCAAUACGAGUAGACGCCAACGACGUGUAGUUAUUCCAAAAAAUCAACGUCGCCUGAUGCAAUACGAACUAAUGCCGACUGGAAAAGUUUACUACGUUGAUCGACCAUUUUACAACGAGAAAAAGUCUAUACCAGGAGAUCGUGACGAUAAUUCAAGCGCUGUUCUUAGUACGAUUCUCUCUCGCUCAAGUUCAGUUGAUACACUAAGUGAGAAACGUCAUCGUCAACAUCAACACCAUAGAAAGUAUAAUCAAGACGCAUCAUCAAACAAUCCCGAAGCAAGAGUUAAUAUCGGCGGGCGGUUAGCAUCAAAUAAUAACUUAACUACCAACACAAUAUCAUCAUUUAAACCGAUCAGUUCGAUGAAGAAGAAUCGACUGUCAGCGUUUGAACCAACACAAGAAUCUCUUGAUCAAGUCUUUGAUGUACUUAUUGCUGCUGACAAAAGACGAGAAGAACAUGAUUUUUGGAGAGAAAAAUUCGAGAACCGUUCCUCGUCAAUACGUGCACCCAUAUUAAACAACCGAGCACAAGAACCGACUAGUACAAACACCUUGUCAUUCCAACGUCCAAAACAAACUCAACUAGUUCCAAAUUCCAUUGUGAACAAUCCGGAGAAUCGUUCACAAUCCUACCAUACCAAUAAUAAGCGCACGUCACUGUACGAAGCUAUCAGCCGACAGAACGGUUGUCUACUGGAAGACUGUCUUCGCCGACGGACACAAAUUGCUCAACACCAAUUGCCGCCGCCAUCAUCGGAACGUAACUAUUCUCCUAACACGAUUUACUCGACUAACUAUCCUAAACCACAAAUACCACCAGUGAGUAAAACUCUGACUCCUUUGGCUACCACCGCUGCUGGUGUUCCACAACCUGCACGUAUUCUUUCAUUACCCAAUGGCCGCGUUGGUCGAGCGCCUCACGCCCGGCAAACUUCGGAUGAGCUUUCUUCUACAUCAGAUAUCUGGGCAGCACGGUCUACUGUUGAACCUGAAACGUCUCAAAUUCGAAAAGCAAUAAAUCCCUUGCGUGCUCCAUCUGCGGUUAAUCGUAGUCGAAUAAAUCAACAAAAACUCCUUCACAACAAACGUGCAUUGAGUGCCGAACAACAAAAAACCGUUCGAACAGAAAACAAAACGAUUGCAUCAACAACGAAAAGCAAAUUCUUCGAUUUGUUUAAAUUCGCUCGUUAG